AUGACGCUCACGCAGAACUGGCCUCGGCUGUUCGGCCGCGCGGACGUCCUGGCGACCGCGCUGUCGCUCAGCAAGCGUUUGUUCGCGCUGCACUGGGACGGACGGCAGCUGCGAUUGCUUCGGCUCGGCGCCGUGAACGAGAUUCGCGUCAAACGCGCAGCGGCUGACGCGUGGAACGACGACCACCCCGGCGAGCUCGUGCGCGUCGACGAGUGGGUCGUCGUGAGACUCGGGGACGUCUUAGAGCUCGCGCCCGGCUUGACGUACGAAGUAUCGGACGCGACGAUCGCCAGCGUGGACGCGCCGGUCGACGCGCCGACGUUCGAGUGGUGGAAACGCCAGAGAGCGAUGGAGGAGAAGCGCAAGACGCAGCUCGUCGUGAAGCUCGCGAGGACGGAGGACAUGGACACGCAGGAAGACGUCUCCGCGAUCGCCGCGUCCGCCGCGGCGGCGGCGCCGCCGCCGCCGCACGCGCUCACGGCGACCGGGAAGCCGGACGGCCGGCGUCGAUGCGGCGCGUGCGCGGGGUGCGCCUCGAAGGGCGGGCGGUGCGACGUGCUCAGCAAGAGGUGGCACGCGAACCAGGCGAAGAGGCGGCGCGCGGAGGCGGCGUAUCUCGCGGCGAGAAAAGCCGCGCGGGAGUCGCAGCGCGGCGGCGGCGACGACGAUGACGACGACGAAUCAGGGAACGCCACGUCGGAGGAGGAGGGAGGCGAGGCCGUGGAGGUCGGCGGCGGCGACGCGGACGAGCCCGAGGCGGAGGCCGCGGCGGCGGCGAGAGCGGCCGCCGCGCUCAGCGCGAGACGCCGGCGCGAAGACACCCAAAACUCCGACGGCGGCGGCGGCGGCGGCGGCGAAAGCGGCGGCGGCGGCGGCGGCGGCGGCGGCGAAAGCGGCGGCGGCGGCGACGACGACGCGUCUCUGACGUUUCGCGGAGAGAAGACGUACGUCGACGCGGUCGUCGCGAUUGAGGAGAAGGAGCGCGCGGCGGCGACGGUCGCGGCGUGCGCGGUGUUGAAGCAGCGGCUCCUCGGCGGCCCUCGGCGGCUGCUGCCUCCGCGCGGAUUCGCGGACUCGGACGACGGCUCGGACGACUCGGACGACGACGCGUCCGACGCGGGCGUCGACGCGCGGCACGACUGGCCGCCGCGGCACGCGACCGCGUCCGCGUGGCGCGCGCAGAGAAACCUCGUCUACGCGGAGGAGACGUCCGCGGCGAUCGACGCGAUCGUGACGCGGUUGGUCGAGCGCGUCGCGAGCGCCGUCGAAGGGUCGCCGCCGCCGCUUAACGUCGACGCCGCCGACGACGACGUCGACAGCUUCCACACCCCGUGCGGCGGGGACGUCUUCGGGGGACGCGCGACUAGGCCGAUGAACUACAGCGACCCGUGGAGCGUGAACGACGCGGGGGAGUCGGACCAAGAGAGCGGAUUUUUAUCGUCGCUCGUCGGCGUCGGCGAAGCGAACGCGACGACGGCGACGAAGACGAAACCGGCGGAGCUACCCGAAACGUCCCCGCCGCCCGCGCCGAGAUGGCGCGCGACGCCGGAGCAGCGCGCGCGCCUCGACGAGCUCUUCGAGACGGACGACGCGGUGCCGAAGGAGGAGCGAAAGUCGGAAAUAACGCGCGAGCUCCGCGCGUUCGGUCCGAUCGAGGAACGCAACGUCCACUUCUGGUUCGCGAACAGACGGAGGGAAAAAAAAAAGAAGGCGCGCGACGCGGAGGCGGCGGCGGCGGGCGCGGGUGUGGGGGGGACGGCGGGGGAGGCGGUCGACGCCCCCAUCGAGAUCGACGACUAA
Messenger RNA from Micromonas pusilla CCMP1545, 1800 nucleotides. RefSeq lists its product as uncharacterized. The record is from RefSeq and is a predicted model, not a curated record. Gene Ontology annotation, molecular function: DNA binding; DNA-binding transcription factor activity. The coding region runs from base 1 to 1800 and encodes 599 amino acids. The transcript is spliced from 2 exons. NCBI's taxonomy places the organism in Eukaryota, Viridiplantae, Chlorophyta, Mamiellophyceae, Mamiellales, Mamiellaceae.